AUGGACAACGCUUUCCCCCCGGGGACGCGGGUCUUCUUUUGGGACGGGUCCGGCACCGUCAAGCAUGGCGUUGUUCUCGCAACUGCUCGCUUAGGCGACGGUACUCAGGUUGCACAGGUCCAGGUCGAAGGGGAAACGGCGCUAGUGAGCCUCCCGACGGCCAGCCUGAGCAAGGCUUAG
Punctularia strigosozonata HHB-11173 SS5 is the source of this 180-nucleotide messenger RNA. RefSeq lists its product as uncharacterized. The transcript has 4 exons. The record is from RefSeq and is a predicted model, not a curated record. NCBI's taxonomy places the organism in Eukaryota, Fungi, Basidiomycota, Agaricomycetes, Corticiales, Punctulariaceae. Bases 1 to 180 code for a protein of 59 amino acids.